Molecule: messenger RNA, 5706 nt
Organism: Dermacentor albipictus
Lineage: Eukaryota; Metazoa; Arthropoda; Arachnida; Ixodida; Ixodidae
Product: cocaine esterase-like
Source: RefSeq, a predicted model, not a curated record
AAGGGUGUGGAGCCAGGCCAGCGUGACGCGAGGGGCGCGUCACGUGGCCCGGUUCCCCUUUCACCUUCCGCGGUGUAUUCCCGGCUUCCCAUCCGGCCCCAUAACCAGAGAGCGAACAACGGCGGCCCCAAACGCGGCAUCCCCGAGCCGACGCGCUUGCAUGGACCGCACGACAGGCCGCCGCUGCCGGGCCAGCCGCCGAUCGACGACCGCAUGAUGCUCGCGCCGGCUCUGCUGCCGCCGCUGCUGCUGCUGGCGCUGGCCGGCCGCGCGCAGCAGCAGCAGCAGCACUUCCCCAGGACCCGGUUCCAGCCCGUGCACCGGUACCCGCCGCUGCCCAACGGCAUCAAGCUCAGCCCCGAGCUCAUCAACCAGGCGCUCCAGCUGCCCCCCAAUGGCCACCCCCAGGGUCCCGCUCAGCAGCAGCAACAGCAGAGCUUCAGGCCCCAGCGCAUGGUGCAGCUGACGAUACCGCAGGGCGUGCUGCGAGGCCGCGUCCUGCGCACGCCCUCCGGCCGGGGCCUGGUCGCCUUCCUCGGCGUCCCGUACGCUGCCGCGCCCCUGGGGCCGCUGCGCUUCAAGCCCCCCGUGAUACACCCUGGCUGGAGCUCAGUGCUGGACGCGACUGCCUUCCGAUCGGCGUGUCCGCAGUUUGACUACCGCGGGAGGAUCGUCGGCAACGAAGAUUGCCUCUUCCUCAACAUCUACACGCCAGGAUACAGGAACGGCCAGACCCCUUCCUACCCCGUGAUGGUGUUUCUGCACGGUGGCAAUUUCGAGACUGGAGCCGCAAGCCAGUACGGACCACAGAAGCUCGUCGACAAGGACGUCGUCGUGGUCACCAUAAACUACAGGCUCGGCAUUCUUGGGUUCCUGAGCACGGGCGACAGCGUCUGCCCUGGCAAUCUGGGCCUGCUGGACCAGAACCUGGCGCUCAAGUGGGUGCGCGACAACGUGGCCCACUUUGGCGGUGACCCUUCGCAGGUGACGCUCUUCGGCCAGGGCUCAGGCGCCGUCAGUGUCUUCCUGCAUAUCCUGUCACCACUCAGCCAAGGGCUGUUCGUGCGUGCCAUCGCCGAGAGCGGCAGCCCGCUGAGCGACUGGGCCGUGGAGCCCGAACCGGCGCAGUUCAAGCGCAUCGUGGCCCAGGGCGCGGGGUGCCCCACCGACGGCCCGUCGUUCGCGCUCAUCGACUGCCUCAUGCAGACGCCCAGCAGCGAGUUGCUGCGCAUCCAGCAGGAGAGCAAGGUGUUCGGCGACUUCCCUGUGCGGACGGCGCCUGUGGUGGAGAAGUUCAACCCGCAGGGGGCGUUCCUGCCGGACGAGCCAGCCGCCCUGCUUGAGCGCGGAGAGUUCCGACGAGUGCCGCUGAUCGCCGGCGUCAACAAGGACGAGACCGCCUUCUUUUUUCCCGUGCUGUCCGGGUACCUUCGGGACCGGUCGGCGCGCAGUGCCACGUACGUGCGCGACCAGUUGCUGCCGCGCUUCCUGAGCAGCGCGCUGCGCUACAACCGGCCGCCGACGGAUGUCGUGGACUCCGUGGACGAGACGUACUUCCGCGACGUCAACCCGCUCGACACGAACGCUGUCAUCAGGGCCUUCAUCAACAUGUCGACGGAUGCAAUGUUCGUGGCGCCCAACCAGCUGACGCUGGCCAAGUACUCGCGCUUCGAAGCGCCCACCUACAUGUACGUGUUCGAGUACCGGGGAGAUACCAGCCUGCUGGAUGCCCGGCUCGGCUUCCAGAGGCAGUCCUACGACCUCGGUGUGUCCAACGGCGACGAGCUCAUCUAUCUAUUCGACGUGACGGCCGAUGGACUGCGGCCACUGUCCAACCUCGACUCGCUCGUGAGCAGCAGGAUCAUCAACCUCUGGACAGACUUCGCCAAGAGCGGGACGGCACCGCAGUACCCGAACUUCGAGUACCCCGCGUGGCCGCGCACCACGCCCAGCAACGUGUCGUCAUACCGCAUCGGCCGCUCGCUCCAGCCCGGCCCCGAAUACCGGGUGGAGGCGACGCGCUUCUGGUCGGGAAUCUCGCCCGCGCUGCUCGGCCAGCGGGGCGACGACGACGGCUCGCACUCGGGCGCCCUGGUCACCCCGCCCGGCUACGUGGAGCCCCUGUACCGGACGCUGGCCUGGAGCAUGGUGGCCGUGGCCAUCGCGCUCGCGCUAGCCCUCGUCGUGCUCCUCGUGGUGCUCUACAACCAGAAGAAGAGCCAGAGCUUCCGCGCCAGCUCGGACCUGGACAACUCCCGGGUGUCCGCCGGCGGAUCGACACUCUACUGACGAUGGCACGGGACGUCGCCCCUGUUUAAAUCUCACGCUCACCGGUACAGACUCGAAGGCCACAAGAACUCUGCUGCGACAUCGCCGCAUGCUUUCGCUCCGAUGCUUUGUGGUCCGGAGCCCAACUGGGAAGCGUCCGCGCACUUGUAACCAACACGCGGCAAGAAAGGCGAGCGGUACACGGCAAACGCGCAGAACUGAGCGUGGACCGUGCUGAUAUAGGCUUGCCCGGGCAUUAUAUUUUUGCGCUUAGAGCGGCGAAUGGGCCAUCCGUUUGUUGCGACCACUCUUUGGAGGCAAACUUACAGGCUCUAUAGGUCAGUGUUUCUGGAAAAUGCAAGUGAGUGAAGAAGCUUGUGAAAGGCAUAAUUGAUGCUGCCUGAGCAGAGCAAAGAGACUGCCUAAAGCAUGCCGUUUCGCGUAAAAGUAGCUCUGCUGCGCUGGCACGAUCGUCGGGCGAGGCCAGAAGGUGACGAUUUAGAAUGGCAGAUAGUCUCUUCCGCUUCGAUGUCUAUGUGCUUCAGCUUCAGCUCAGGCCAAGUGAACCGUGAAUUCUGUAGAUCGGCGGUCACCGCCUCUUUUCUUAUUGCGGCAUAUCGCUGAUUUUCAUCGGUGCGUAAAAUCAUUGCAAGCGUAAUAUAACUUUACUGUAAUUGAAAUUGUAAAAAAAAAAAAUUAUCGGGUUUUACGUGCCAAAACCACGAUCUGAUUAUGAGGCACGCCGUAGUGGGGGCUCUGCACCUGGGGUUCUUUAACGUGCACCAAUAUCUAAGUAUACGGUUGCUUUAGCAUUUAACUCCCAUUGAAAUGCGGCCGCCUAGGCCGGGAUUCGAUCUCGCGACCUCGUGCUUAGGAACCCAACACCAUAGCCACUAAGCAACCACGGCGGGUAAUUGAAAUUGUAGUUAGAAGGCAUGGACCUAAAAAAGGCGUGGAUUUCAUUUCAAGGGUGCAUGUGACACGUAGUUUUUGCGGGUUCGCUCCGAGAGAAGUGGUAGGGUUAGCGCGAACGGCCUAAGGUGUUGCUAUACCGCGGUUGUCCUCGCAGCGUGUAAUUUGGCCAGCUUCGAGAAAAAAAAUCUACUGUUUGUGUGAGGGGGCGAACGUUCCGAAACAAAGCUAGUGUGCAUUUUUAUUGCUGACUCGCAGUGAACAGAUGAUGGGAACUUUCAUUUGGUUUCCAACGUUCUCAGCUCUUCCUUGUUCUUUUUUUUCCUCUUGUUCUUUUUUUUGUCGAAGUGAGUAAUUUUGUGCAGCUUUCUCACUUCCGUUCAAGCUAGACAUAGUUUUGUUUUGUAUGUAAGUGCCUUAUAUACAAAGUGCGUGCAGACAAAAUGUGGCAUUUUACGACAGAGUAUGCGUUUUUAGUCAUAAUAGGCUAUCGCCGAAUGUAAGGCGCCGGAGUGUUGGAUAGAGCUCGCGCUGUCACAUAUAGAAAAAAAAAAGACAGUGGAGACACGUUUGUAUUUAUCGUGUAUAGUCUUGUAUAUUUCGCGCACGGCUGCAUAACAAUUUAUAGUAGUGUCUACAGUAAAUAUCAAUUCUAGUAUGUUCUGUUACCGCAAGCUAAAAAAGCUUGUGUCAUAUGUGUUUCGUUCAUACGCCAUCCUCAUUAUAUUCGCAUCUGCAGCAUUGUCAAACCGUACAUUUAAAAUCACAGUGAGCACCUCAAGUGAGAUAGCGCACAGAAUUUAAGUGCGUUAGUACGCGCAAUGAGUGUUCAUGGGAAUUAGCGCGAACUAUGCACAGCAAGAUUUUAAACAUUCGCUGCAUACGAACGUAUCCUAACAAGUCUCAUGAAGGGACCCGCCGCAACUGUUCUUGGUAUAGCUUUACAAUGAAUUACGAUCAAUUCUAUAGUAUACGUUCACUGGGAUAUGCUGUUGUGGAAGGAAGUUCAGAGCUGAGAAGCUAAAGGGGCACUGCAAAAGCACAGAUGUCAGAACUAAACGUGCUCCGAGGCGGGAAGAAGGUGGCGUACUAAUGAAAGUGGUCAACGAGGCACUGACGCCGCUGAGAGUAUCGUUGUUAAAUGUAUAGGAGGUCCUGUAUAUCCCCUGGGUAUCUUGAAUCUUGAACCUGGCACGAUGCAAGAGCAACCUAAACAUAUCCUUGAAACAAUAUCACAUUGUUAUUGUGCGUUAGUUUCAUUUCAUAACGGAUCCUCUUAGAGGUUCUAUCCUCGCGCUUAAAUGAGAGAUGAAGCUGGGAUUGUGUCGAGGGGAUGAAAUCAAAUGUAAACAUCCGUAGAAAAACCCGUGAGCAGCAGUAUCGCAGGAGUAGGGUUUCGUAUCACCCGUCGCCCCAAUGCCCAACCCACAAGUUACGCACCAUCCGGACAGGUACUAUGCAUGGUGACUGUAGCAAACUUCCAUGUCGCUACAAGUAGGCAAAUGCAACUCCACGCUUUGUUUCUGCAACCGGGCGCCGCGUAGUAAACAAAAAGCUGAAGCGCUACUUGACGUCUGCCCUUUCUCAUGAUUCAACCUACGUAAAUGGAUGUGUAUUCGUAUACACUCCAACAAGCUACACGUCCUCAAUGUUCUGUUGGAUUUCUCCAGGUGACUGUUUGUCGGUCAGCUAGAUCUCGAACUAAUGUGGCGUGAUGCCUGCGAGAGGGCGCGCCAUCCUUUCAAGAUGAAAGCGAAAUGCUUGACGAGCUGUAAUUCAGCACAAAUGCGAUUGUGGAUUUUGCGUACGUGCUUUUCAGCCCUGAUCAGUUCGCCGAGACGGCCUUUGUCGACAAAGUUUUGUUGCGUUCUUCCAUCUUCCUCGGUUAGUACUUUGUAUAGUAGGAAAUGCUAACUGCCGGCAACGGCGAGCGGAGACCCGCGCCGAGUAACGGCAACUUCGAGGAUGACGUAGGCCCUCGUCGGAGCGCGCCCAACUGCAGGCAUAAAUAAAGUUUCUCCAAUCCAAUCCAAUCCAAUGCCACUUAAGAGAAGCCUGAGCGAUGUGCAAGCGUAUUACCAUGCUAGCUGUGUAACAUUCUACACGGUACGAAUGCAGUUUUUAUAAAAAAGAAGUGACGGUCUCAGAAGUGGUUACAUUAGAAAACUACAGCUUUGUUGUUCAUGAGUGUACUUAGAUUGCAGCACCCAGAGCACGUGUUGCGCAUAUCCAUCUCAAGUUAUUAUUGUUGUUACUAUUUUCACUAAACGCGGCGUCACUGGCCCUGUGUCAUGCACAUCAAGAUUGCACUACAUACGACUCAGCCGCAGAGAAUGCUCUAACACUGACAACGAACCCUUUAGCCACUGUUUCUCUAUGCAUACGCAUGUUUGUACAUAGGACAUAUAUCCUUAACAUAUGAUUCAUACUGCCACUCCACGAAUCAUUGUUGCGCCACAUGUUCUUGCGCGUUUUUCUCCUGUAAAAACAAAGAAAAAUAAAAUUUAGCGACAUUGUUACUUCCAA